This is a messenger RNA of Carlito syrichta (Philippine tarsier), 4319 nucleotides long. It is a transcript of the gene ZBED6, whose product is annotated as zinc finger BED-type containing 6. The record is from RefSeq and is a predicted model, not a curated record. Lineage: Eukaryota; Metazoa; Chordata; Mammalia; Primates; Tarsiidae. Gene Ontology annotation, molecular function: DNA binding; protein dimerization activity. The transcript has a single exon. The coding region runs from base 758 to 3697 and encodes 979 amino acids. Gene Ontology annotation, cellular component: nucleus.
GAUUAACACUUGGUACUCACAGUAAAUUGGAAAUGCAGCUUCUGACCUUGUUUUUAAAUUUUAUUCUCAAAGCUUUUUUUUUUUAACCAGUCACAUUUUUAAAAAUUGUCUUACUUUUAGUUAGAGCUGAAAGGGUUCAAUUAGUAUGUGCUGUGACCAGUAUGUGGAGUCCGAUUUAGCUUUCCAGAAUUGACUUUUUGGGUUGCACUGACAAAUCAUAGUCCUGAAUGAUGAAUGUUGAAUGAUGCACUAUGUUUUUGUUUAAAUGAAAUUUCCUGAAAGUGAUUAAUUUUAGAACAAGGGUAAACCGAUAUUGCUCUUGUGAGGCAUCAUAAAAAUACGUAUUUUAAAAGCUGAAGGCAUUUCAGGCAAAUAUGGUUCUCGCUGAAGCAGAAAAAACAGUGGACCUGGGAUUUGGAAGACCUGGCUUCUAGCUGCUGCUAACCAAUUCUGUGACUCUGGGGAAGGGACCUCAGUUCUUAUUUCCGUAACAUGAGGACACUGGACUAUUUGAAUUCAGAACUCAGAAAGUUGGAAGGGAUCUUAAAGCCCUCUAAGGAAGAGUUUGAGAAUGUUCUCCAUUGCUAUAACUUUUCCUCCAGAAAUAACCUGGCUUGGGAGUUAUUGGUCCAGUGGAAAUUGAUUCCCCAUAGAAACCGGAGAAAAGGUAAUGCAAGUAGAGAGAAACAACUGUAUUUCUGCUUGAAUAAUAAACCUACUAACAAAUUCUGGUACCAAUUUUGGAGACAUAAAGAGAAUGAGUGUAUGUACUUUAAGUGUACCAGUUUCCUCACUCACUCCUGGCAGAAGAUGCAGCACUUUUAGUGGUGCUGGGAUUCUGGGGUGUGUUCCUGUUAAUUCUCAUACAGAAGAUGAUGUGAUAGAAGGAAAGAUGGUUGCAGAAGGAAUGGAUAAAGAGGCAAAACUGCCCACUAAAAAGAAAAGAAAGAAGGGUUUGCGGAUUAAGGGGAAAAGGCGUCGGAAAAAAUUGAUCCUUGCCAAAAAGUUUAGUAAGGAUUUGGGGUCUGGGAGGCCUGUUGCAGAUACCCCUGCUUUGCUAGCUUCCAGUGCCCCUGAGCAGGAUGAAGAAAGUCUUUUUGAGAGCAAUAUAGAAAAACAGAUCUAUUUACCCAGUACCAGAGCCAAGACCUCCAUUGUGUGGCACUUCUUUCAUGUGGACCCCCAGUACACCUGGCGAGCUAUUUGUAACCUCUGUGAAAAAAGCGUCAGCAGGGGCAAACCAGGUAGCCACCUUGGUACAUCUACUCUUCAGCGUCAUCUGCAGGCAAGGCAUUCACCUCAUUGGACCAGGGCCAACAAGUUUGGAGUCACUGGUGGGGAAGAGGACUUUACGUUGGAUGUAUCUUUAUCUCCUUCUUCUCCUGGAAGCAAUGGAAGUUUUGAAUAUAUUUCUACAGAUCCAUUAGAUGAUAACAGAAUGGGCAAGAAACGUGAUAAAUCAGCAUCUGAUGCCCUAAGGGCAGAAAGAGGGAGAUUUCUCAUCAAAAGUAAUAUUGUCAAGCAUGCCUUAAUUCCUGGAACCAGAGCCAAGACAUCUGCAGUUUGGAAUUUUUUUUACACUGAUCCUCAGCACAUCUCAAGAGCUGUGUGUAAUAUAUGUAAAAGAAGUGUGAGCCGGGGUCGGCCAGGUUCCCACUUGGGAACUUCAACACUUCAACGACACCUGCAGGCCACACAUCCCAUCCAUUGGGCUGUUGCCAACAAAGACAGUGGUGCCAUUGGAAAUGGAUUAGAUGAAGCUGAGCCUGAGAGAAAUGAUCUCUUGAGUGAUACUUUGCAUGGAGAAAAGUCUACAGGCAGCCAAGAUUUAACAGCCGAGGACCUUAGUGACUCUGAUUCAGAUGAACCUCCUGUGUUAGAGGUUGAAAAUAGAUCUGAAAGUCCUAUACCUGUUGUAGAGCAAGACACUCUGAUGCACACACAGGAGAGAGAAACAACAUACAGUGGAAAUCCAGUUUCAAGUCAAAUAAGUCAGGCAAUUAUUCAAAUGAUUGUGGAAGAUAUGCAUCCUUACAACUACUUCUCAACCCCAGCCUUUCAGAGGUUCAUGCAGAUUGUGGCCCCUGACUACAGGCUGCCAUCAGAGACUUUCUUUUUCACUAAGGCUGUACCUCAGUUAUAUGAUUGUGUCAGAGAAAAAAUUUUCUUAACGUUAGAGAAUGUUCAAAGCCAAAAGAUCCACUUGACUGUUGACAUAUGGACUCAUGACCCAUCCACUGACUAUUUCAUUGUCACUGUACACUGGGUCUCUUUGGAAACUGCACCUUUUCCCAGUAAUGGCAGGAUCCCCAAUUUUAGAAAGUGGGCAGUGCUUUGUGUUACAGGUUUGGCCAAAGACUGUUUGAUAACCAACAUUUUACAAGAAUUAAAUGACCAGAUUGGUCUGUGGCUUUCUCCUAAUUUCCUUAUCCCUAGCUUCAUUGUUUCUGACAAUUCCUCUAAUGUGGUACAUGCAAUCAAAGAUGGUGGUUUUACCCAUGUGCCAUGCUUUCUGCAUUGCUUAAAUAUAGUCAUUCAGGACUUUUUCUGUGAGCACAAAAGCAUUGAGAAUAUGUUAGUGGCUGCUAGGAAAACCUGUCAUCAUUUUAGUCAUUCUGUCAAGGCCCGUCAGAUACUGCAAGAGUUCCAAAAUGAUCAGCAACUUCCGUGGAAGAAUUUGAAGCAGGAUGAAACUGGCCAUUGGAUUUCUACCUUUUAUAUGUUAAAAUGGCUCUUGGAACAUUGCUACUCAGUUCACCAUAGUCUUGGUAGAGCCAGUGGAGUUGUGCUCACCUCCCUUCAGUGGACUCUAAUGACUUAUGUUUGUGAUAUUCUUGAGCCAUUUGAGGAGGCCACCCAGAAAGUGAGUGUGAAGACUACAGGAUUGAAUCAGGUGCUACCCCUAAUCCACCAUCUACUCCUUUCCCUGCAGAAACUCAGGGAAGAUUUUCAAGUCAGAGGUAUUACCCAGGCCCUCAUUCUGGUGGACAGUUUAUCUCUGAAGCUUGAAACACAUGCCCUACUAAGUGCCAUGCUCAAAUCCAAGCCAUGUGUCUUGGCUACUUUGUUAGAUCCUUGCUUUAAGAAUAGUUUAGAAGACUUUUUUCCUCAAGGUGCUGAUUUAGAAACUUAUAAGCAGAUCCUAGCAGAAGAGGUUUGUAAUUAUAUGGACUCUUCACGAGAGGUCUGCCAAAUUGCAUCUUCAGAGGCUUCUGGUUCCUCAGUUACAGUAGGAGCUGAUUCAUUUACCUCAUCUAUAAAAGAAGGCACCUCCAAUUCAGGUUUCAUUGAUAGCUCAGCUGCAGACAAUGUUGCCAUUGGAAGCAAAAGCUUCAUGUUCCCUUCUGCUAUAGCAGUUGUGGAUGAGUACUUCAAAGAGAAGUAUUCAGAACUCUCCGGAGGUGAUGACCCUUUGAUUUACUGGCAGACCAAGAUGAGCACGUGGCCAGCUUUGACCCAGGUUGCCAUUCAGUAUCUAAGUUGCCCCAUGUGUAGUUGGCAAUCUGAAUGUAUCUUUACUAAAAAUAGCCACUUUCAUCCAAAACAGAUCAUGAGCCUGGACUUUGACAAUAUAGAACAGCUGAUGUUUCUGAAAAUGAACUUGAAAAAUGUGAACUACGAUUAUUCUACAUUGGUUCUGAGCUGGGAUCCUGAGAAUGAAGUUGUUCAAAGCAAUGAAAAAGAAAUGUUACCUUAAUUUCUUUUUCUUUCCUCCAUUUAAAAUGGGCAACUUACUGCUAUUACUAUAUCCUUAUUGCUAUAGUUAUUAUAUGUAGCCAUACUAAUUCUUUAAACAAAUCUGGGGAAACUUGAAAUCACAAAAAGGGCUGAAAAUUCCUCAGAUGCAAUAUAGUGUUGGUAAAAUGAUUAUAACUCAAUGUUAUAAUCAGUGUAGCUAGCACUUGAAAAUUGUGUUUAUGGCAGUUGAGAGAGAAAAUAUAUUUUUAAUUUAAAAAAAUAUAGUGCAGCAUUGAAAGGCCUUAGGCUAUUUCUGCCUGGUAGAUUGAACUAGUAAUUGAUUUUAAGUAAAAUUUUCCCCAACAUGGGAGAUUUAUUGCUCUGAAACCAAUGAAAUGAGAAGAAAGCAGCAUACUAAGCUGGCGUUCCUUUUUCUCCCCAUUUUUCUAUUUUUUAAAAAACCCGAUGCUUAAUUACGAUGGCAAACAAACAACAAAAACCCACGGCACUGUUUUAUAUUUGAAAAUGUCUAAUUGCCUCCUCAUACUGGUCAGCUUUAUAAUUUUGAAUUAUUGAGUGUGAUAGUUACUUUUUAUUUAGGAUUGGAUCUUAUGUAAAAGGGAAACAUUAGAAAACAAUUA